AUGUGCAAGAGAAUAUGGAACCUUAAGAUUGACCCUACAAGGAUGAUACUACAGCUGGCAAACCGCUCCAUCACAAGACUAGUCAGAGUGGUAGAAGAUGUCUUAAUCAAAGUCCAUCAACUAACAUUUCUGAUGGACUUUGUAAUCAUGGACAUUGAAGAAGAUGCUGAGAUCCCCUUGAUUUUGGGUCGACCAUUCAUGGUGACUGCAAAGUGUGUUGUGGACAUGGGGAAGGACAACUUGGAGAUGAGUGUGGAAGACCAGAAAGCCACCUUCAACUUGUUUGAGGGAAUUAAUCAUCCCAAAGAAGAUGAAUCCAAGCCAGUUGUAAAUCCUACAGAUUCUUCUAGUGUCUUCCUGGGGCCAAAACAGGUCAGGGCCCGAGCUCUAGACAUUCCACCAAUGGUCCCUCCUCCAGAUGUCUCUCCUCCACUUGCUGGCCAAACCUUUAUGCUCUUUUCUCAGCCAAAGCAGCUCCUCCCAAUGUUGCAUAGCCUCCACCAUGGCCAGUACCUAUUGAUAUAG
Glycine soja is the source of this 525-nucleotide messenger RNA. RefSeq lists its product as uncharacterized. Bases 1 to 525 code for a protein of 174 amino acids. The transcript is spliced from 2 exons. NCBI's taxonomy places the organism in Eukaryota, Viridiplantae, Streptophyta, Magnoliopsida, Fabales, Fabaceae. The record is from RefSeq and is a predicted model, not a curated record.